UAAAAAAGUUAAAGAUAUUUUUUUACGAAAAUAUACCCUUUCGUAAAAUUGUCUCUGAAUUCAAAAUGGAUGAAGAGAGACGGGAGCAAAGGAGGAGGCGAAUUUUGAGGAAUUCAGAGGACCGUUUGCGGAAAAUUGUAUCUGGACAGAGAAAAACAGAAGAACAGACAGAAUCUCACGAGGUACACAGAGACAGUGGUUCACCAUCAAGUCCCACUGGUUCAGCUGAUAAUGAUCCCCUCAACCAGACCGAAUCCACAAACCAUAAUAACAGUGCCAACUUGGACAGUAUUAUCCCUGACUUAAACAAUAGCAGAACUCAGGCAGAACCCCUGACAGAGAAGGCUACUGAAACAUCACAGCCUGGUGUCAGGCAGAGGAUAGGUACCAAGUCUUCAGAGCAAUCACAUUCUGUCGACUCUACUGAAUCAAGACUGCUCCAUUCAAAUGCAUAUGUAGAUGAUGGCUCUGAGACCACGUCUGAUGUCCAAGUACUAAAAAGCAAUAAAGAUGCAGCUCAAUUUCUGGGGAUUGCACGUUUUGUUGGGAGUCUACUCCUUGGUGUGGUGCUUAAUUUGAUGCUCCACAGCAUUGGUUUACUGAUGCAGUCAGUCAUCCUCCCUUUCAUACUGGUAGAAGCCACAGUGGUGUGGUAUCAAGUUACUCACAAACUGCACAAGACGGGUGUCCAAGGCAGUCUUCUGACUUCAGCACUGCUACUCAAUGGUAUAAAUAAAGACAUAAUUGACAAUUACAACACAACUAUGGCAAUAGUUACAAACAUUUUGGAGGACUUUGCUACAGUGAUGUUCAGUUUUGUUUUGAUACAGGCAGUGAGGAGUUGAAAUCUGACAUCUUUAUAAUUUAUGCAAGUCAUUUCUUUUUAACACCAGUCAAACUGGUCAGUCCAGAUAAAUUUGGG
This is a messenger RNA of Lingula anatina, 922 nucleotides long. RefSeq lists its product as uncharacterized. Gene Ontology annotation, biological process: tail-anchored membrane protein insertion into ER membrane. Gene Ontology annotation, cellular component: GET complex. The record is from RefSeq and is a predicted model, not a curated record. Lineage: Eukaryota; Metazoa; Brachiopoda; Lingulata; Lingulida; Lingulidae.